AUGGCCGGAAGAAUGCUGAAGUGGUCCCUCGAGUUAUCCGAGUUCGACAUACAAUACGAAAGCAGGAAGGCACUAAAAGCUCAAGCAUUGGCAUACUUCGUAGCCGAGAUGACCUCGAUCGCCGACUCCCCGGCCCCCGCCGAGAAUAAGUGGACCAUCUACGUAGAUGGCGCCUCGAGCAGCUCGGGAAGCGGGGCCGGCAUUAUCUUGGAAAACGAUGAGGGACUCAUCAUCGAAGUAUCCUUGGUUCUGUCUUUCACCACGUCGAACAAUCAGGCCGAAUACGAAGCUUUCUUAGCCGGUCUACGACUCGCGGAAGAUAUGGGUGCUCGGGAGGUCAAGAUCUACACCGACUCCCAACUCGUCACCUCCCAAAUCAGCGGCGACUACCAAGCCAAAAACAACGUGCUCAUCGAAUACCUCACGCUCGUCAAGGAUAAGAUGAAUAAAUUCGCAAAGGCGGAAGUGAAGCAUAUCCCCCGAGAACACAACUCACGAGCCGACGUCUUAUCCAAACUCGCGAGCACGAGGAAGAAAGGCGGGAACAAGUCGGUGAUCCAAGAAAUCCUAUCAAAGCCGAGCAUAGACAAAAGCGCACAAACCCUACCAGUGCUUGCCAUCGGCGACGACCACUGCUGGAUGACACCGGUAUACAACUUCCUCACAAAGGACGAACUUCCGACCGACCCGAAAGAGGCUUCAGUAAUAAAAAGACGAGCCUGUUCGUACACCAUCGUCGAGAACAAACUAUACCGGCGAGGUUUCUCCAUUCCGCUCCUCAAAUGUGUCGACGCCUCACAAGCACUCGAAAUUCUUCAAGAGCUUCAAGAGGGGAUCAACGGUCAACACCUCGGCGGCCGAUCACUAGCGAGAAAAGCCCUCAGGGCCGGGUAUUACUGGCCGACCAUUCAACAAGACGCCAAGGAACACGUCCAGAAAUGCGAUAAAUGUCAGCGUCACGCCGACAUGCACCUAGCUCCCCCAAAUGAGCUUAAAUCUUUGUCAUCACCCUGGCCCUUCUCCACCUGGGGAAUGGACCUCCUCGGCCCAUUCCCGAAAGUUCCAAGAAUUCGUAGCCAAGCUCGGCACGAAACAACACUUCACCUCGGUCGAACACCCUCAAACAAACGGGCAAGCCGAAGCGGCUAA
Messenger RNA from Vicia villosa (hairy vetch), 1149 nucleotides. RefSeq lists its product as uncharacterized. The transcript has 2 exons. Gene Ontology annotation, molecular function: nucleic acid binding; RNA-DNA hybrid ribonuclease activity. NCBI's taxonomy places the organism in Eukaryota, Viridiplantae, Streptophyta, Magnoliopsida, Fabales, Fabaceae. The record is from RefSeq and is a predicted model, not a curated record. The coding region runs from base 1 to 1149 and encodes 382 amino acids.